Musca vetustissima is the source of this 2360-nucleotide messenger RNA. RefSeq names its product E3 ubiquitin ligase Rnf157 (gene Mrgn1). The transcript is spliced from 3 exons. Gene Ontology annotation, cellular component: cytoplasm. The record is from RefSeq and is a predicted model, not a curated record. Bases 14 to 2359 code for a protein of 781 amino acids. Gene Ontology annotation, biological process: protein ubiquitination. Gene Ontology annotation, molecular function: ubiquitin protein ligase activity. Lineage: Eukaryota; Metazoa; Arthropoda; Insecta; Diptera; Muscidae.
CCCCCCAAACGAAAUGGGUGCAUUUACAAGUCGCCAACAGAAUGAACAGGAGGCCGAACAAAAUGCCAACACUCAUGCCUAUAAAUAUCCUCCGAGGUCGGGUAAUAAUUUCUUUGGUAGUCAUUUUAUAAUGGGCGGUGAACGUUUCGAUACACCCCAGCCGGAAUCGUAUUUAUUUGGUGAAAAUGCUGAUUUGAAUUUUUUGGGAAAUCGCCCGACGGCAUUUCCCUAUCCUCCGCCACAGGCCAAUGAACCAACCAAGACUUUGAAAAGUUUGGUAAACAUACGCAAAGAGUCAGUUCGCUUCGUAAAGGUCAACAAAGAGAAACAAUCGUCGGAAACGGAUCAACAUGACGGUAAUUGUUUAAGCGGCGGUGGUGGAGGAACUGCAUUGGAUACACCACCAUGUCUUUAUAAUAUUGAAUUUACAUUUGAUUCGGAUGCCAAAUGUGCAAUUACCAUCUACUACUUUUGCAGUGAAGAUGUUAGUCCCAGUGGUGUAACGUUGACGCCACGCGAUGGACUCACUUCGGAGACAUAUCACUAUGAAAAGGGCAUCAACCAGUUCUUUUCUCAGCCCAGUCAUGUUUUUAAUCCCCAGUUAAUACCCGAGGAUGAUCUUAUCUAUAAUCCGGGUAAGGAACAAUACCCUGUUGCCAUACACUGUGUGGUGGAAGAGGGCAAUGAAGAUUGUCGUCAAUCACAUACAACGAUAUGUGUUAUUGAUCACCAUCCGGAGAGCAAUAGCUAUGUAUUGCGAGCUCUGAAACAGAAAAUAUUUGUCGAUGGGUUGUGUUAUCUACUGCAGGAGAUUUAUGGUAUUGAAAAUAAGGCCAUCAAUAAAAGUUCCAUUGAUGAGGAUCUUGAUGACCAUGGCAGUGAAUGUGUUAUUUGUAUGAGCGAAACUCGUGACACUUUGAUUUUACCCUGUCGCCAUUUGUGUCUGUGUUAUUCAUGUGCCGAUUCGUUGCGUUACCAGGCCAAUUGUUGUCCCAUUUGUCGUGCUCCAUUCCGGGCUCUUCUGCAAAUACGGGCCGUACAAAAGGGUGUAAACAAUCAUGUCUUACACCAGAACACACCCACCUCAGCUGCCGGGGAACCAUUGGCCUGUGAACAUCAGGUGCCACCAGGCUUUAUACCAGUCUCUUUGAUAGAGGCUCUCAAUGGUCCACCUCAAUAUGUGGGUACACGACGUGGUGUCGGGGAUGGUAAUGAUAUGUUGGACGGUGGCAGUGUGGGUGCUGUUGUCAAUGGCACUAACUCGGAACAUCAUAAGGCCACAUCACCAUACAAACCCUCUUCCCAGCGACGUUCAAAGGGCAAAAAGAAUGCUUCGACUUCGACCAAUUCCACUGAAAUGUCUACAAUGACCAAUAAUGGAAAUAAUGGUAGCACUACCGAUAAUCCUGAGGAGGGCAAUAGCGGAGCAACAUCUGAUAAAUCGCUAGAUAAACGCUCGUCACAGGAUAAAUUGCAAAUUGUCAAUGAACGUCAUAGUUUGAAAGUACCCAAAUCAUCCCACAAAAGACAUUCCAAAAAUACACCAACAACAAAUCCCGAAAUGACUUCGACCGCAACAUCUAUGCAUGACGAACAAGACGAUGAUAGUGAAAAUGAAAAAUUAUCACCUCUACUAUCGCCGGGUAGUAAAUGUAAACCCAUACCACCCCAACUGGUAAAAACAUUGACUCAAGCCUCAGACAAUGAAGACGCCGAAGAGGAGGAUCGCCACGAUGAAGAUAAUUCGAUGAUAUCAUCAGAACCCACUGUGGAAUUUAAGGGAAGAAAAUCCACUUCAUUUAAAAAACACAAAAAGGCUAACAACGAUAAAAUGCCGGAGGCAUCAAAUUCGGGAAAUGUCACACCUGGUGUUAUACCACCACCACCACAAGCAACCACCGCUUCGGUGACUGGGGUUGCAUCCGUCGCUGGUGUAACUGAAGAUUCGGAUUAUUAUACACCAGAAGAUCCUCAAAAUUGCAUUUUAAGUCCAUUGUGUCCUGAGAAGUCUAAAACUUUGUCCGGUGCCGGGGAAAAACUUAAAAAUUCUUUGGCUAAAAAGAAUUUACACAAGAAAUCCACAUCGGUGGGUAAUAUUGUCGGUUCGGGUGGUACCGGUGUGGCAUCCACUGCCAGUUCUAUGGGUGCUGUUGAUAUGAAGGGCAAUAAUGUUAGCUCAUUGCCAGAUAUGUUGGACAGCCCGGUAAGUGCCACUUCGGCAUCAACACGCAGUUCCAGUGACAGCUAUUCAUCAAGCUCAUCCACCAAACAGUUGUUGAGUUCAAAUCCCAAUACUGCUGCGGUGGCAAAUAUUAUUGUCGAUGAUAAGACAUCCUUGCAGAAUGCCGUUAAUGUUUAAA